Messenger RNA from Sarcophilus harrisii (Tasmanian devil), 3479 nucleotides. RefSeq names its product transmembrane protein 184B (gene TMEM184B). Gene Ontology annotation, biological process: transport. The record is from RefSeq and is a predicted model, not a curated record. Bases 212 to 1459 code for a protein of 415 amino acids. Gene Ontology annotation, molecular function: transporter activity. Lineage: Eukaryota; Metazoa; Chordata; Mammalia; Dasyuromorphia; Dasyuridae. The transcript is spliced from 10 exons.
GGCGGCGGCGGCGGCGGCGGCGGCCCAGUGCGCUUGCGCGCCCCUUCAGCGACUCCCGGCGCCGUUCCAGUCAUCUCGGCCCGGCGGCCGCACGGCUCCAGCGAGGUUCGGGCUCCCGCCGCCGCCGCCGCCCCUACGGCCCGCCAUGGGCUCCUGAGGCUUGCGUCCCGCUCCAGGGCUUCCCCAGGGGGAGCCGCCGCCAGAAAGCACCAUGAUGGUGACCCAGGCCGUGCUGGCCCCCGAGCCGGCCUCCCCCCCUACCACUGCCGCCCCUCCCAGCUUCUCCUGGGUCCCCGAAGGCAGCCCAACUGCUGUGGAGCAGCCCAUCUUCCUGAUGACCACCGCCGCCCAGGCCAUCUCUGGCUUCUUUGUGUGGACGGCCCUGCUCAUCACCGGCCACCAGAUCUACCGGCACCUGCGCUGCUACAGCUGCCCCAACGAGCAGCGCUACAUCGUCCGCAUCCUCUUCAUCGUGCCCAUCUAUGCCUUCGACUCCUGGCUCAGCCUUCUCUUCUUCACCAACGACCAGUACUACGUGUACUUUGGCACUGUGCGGGACUGCUAUGAGGCUUUUGUCAUCUACAACUUUCUGAGUCUCUGUUACGAGUACCUCGGAGGGGAAAGUGCCAUCAUGUCCGAGAUCCGAGGGAAAUCCAUCGAGUCAAGCUGCGUGUAUGGAACCUGCUGCCUCUGGGGGAAGACGUACUCUAUUGGCUUCCUCAGGUUCUGUAAACAGGCCACCCUGCAGUUCUGUGUGGUGAAGCCCCUCAUGGCCAUCAGCACGGUGAUCCUGCAGGCCUUCGGGAAGUACCGGGACGGCGACUUCGACGUUACCAGCGGCUACCUCUAUGUGACCAUCAUCUACAACAUCUCGGUCAGCCUGGCCCUCUACGCCCUUUUCCUCUUCUACUUUGCCACCCGGGAGCUGCUCAGCCCCUACAGCCCCGUCCUCAAGUUCUUCAUGGUCAAGUCUGUGAUCUUCCUCUCCUUCUGGCAAGGCAUGCUGCUGGCCAUCCUGGAGAAGUGCGGAGCCAUCCCCAAGAUCCACUCGGCGGAGGUGUCGGUGGGGGAGGGCACCGUGGCCGCCGGCUACCAGGACUUCAUCAUCUGCGUGGAGAUGUUCUUUGCCUCCCUGGCGCUGCGCCACGCCUUCACCUACAGGGUCUAUGCGGACAAGAGGCUCGAUGCCCAAGUGCCGGCGUACGGCCCCUACGGCCGCUGCGCACCCAUGAAGAGCAUCUCCAGCAGCCUCAAGGAGACCAUGAACCCCCACGACAUCGUGCAGGAUGCCAUCCACAACUUCUCCCCGGCCUACCAGCAGUACACGCAGCAGUCCACGCUGGAGCACGGCCCCUCCUGGAGGACCGGCGCCCACGUGCUGGCCCGCUCCCACAGCCUGGGCGGCGGCGCCCGCGACAACGAGAAGACCCUCCUGCUGAGCUCCGACGACGAGUUCUAGGGGCCGUGGGCGCGGGCUGGGAGGGGCCGCGCUGGAAAUUGGCGAGCGCGGCCUUGGGGCCUCCCCUUAAUUUAUUAAACCAGAGACAUGAGUCACGGCGCUUCCCGGACGGGCCCGGCCUUGCCCACGAGGCUUCUGAGCGACAAGCCAGGCGCCCUCUGGAAGUGGGGACGGGGACCCUGGGAGAGAGAGCAGGCUGAGCACGUGGCUUGGGAGCCCCCUCUGGCCGGCCCCGGCCAUUCCAGGCCGUUCCAGGCCCAGCGAUAUCUGACCUGGAGGAUGGGGGGGGGGGGGCACAAGCCCCUCCCACCCUCUCCCCCAGCCCACGUUCUCCCUUGGAGCUGGCGCCGAGCCAGGCCCCCGGGCCCAGGGAUGGGACAAGGUGCAGCCCAGCUCCCCACCUAAUUGUGCAAUACAGCCCUCCUUCCUGCUCCCUUUGUCCGGGUGGGGGAGCUCAGCCUCGCUCCGGAGAGGGAAGUCGGGAAGACGCGGGACCCCUCUCUGUUCCUCACCACAUUGACAUGUGGGGCAGAGCUGCUGCACCCGGCCCGUGCUCCCUCCCUGGGGGACCAUCGUUCCCAUGGAAACCACAGACCCUCCCCCCCAGAUGUGGGGAGGAGAACGCCUCAGGGCAGAGGUGGGGGCCCUAGGGCCGCCCUCCUGCAUCUCAGCCCGGUCUCCCACCCGACUACUCCCAGCAGCCUCCCUGCUAGCCUCAGAGCGCUGGGGGGGAGAGAGCAGUGAGGGGAGGGAAGAAAGCUUGAGGAUAGAAGGGUCCGGCCCAACCCUCCCGUCUCCUGGCCUGGCAGGGCUCUGGGAACUGCCUCCCCCAGAAGCCCCGAAUCUCGUGUGCCUUAAUUUCUCUGCAGUUCUGUUCCCCUCCCCCCCCCCCCCCCCCCCCCCCCCCCCCCGCCAGGUGUGUCCACCUUGUUCCAGCCCCGACCGGGAGCCAGCUGCUACCUGGAUGUCUGCCGCUAGGCUACAGGGGGAGGGGAGGCAGCCGGUGUCAGGACGCCCCCUCCUCACCCAUACUGCCACCUCCCCCAUCCCCCCAUCCCUACCUUGGGGCCCUUUCUAGACAAGGAGGCAGGAAUGGGCAGUCAAGGCUGAAUGAGCAGAUCUCUUGUAAUUAGUAAAUCAGAACUCUGAAAUGCAUGAAACUCUCCCCCCUUCACCCCCCAUCACCCCCUGGCCUUUUGGGGAGAGGGCUGUCGGGAGCCCCUAGUUAGGUGGACUUCCCGUACCUGCAGGAGGGCCCCAUGUUAGGGCCUCCCCCGGGGACAGACGAGGACAGGGAGGCCUAUUGAGAUCUUCCCCCAGAUGUCUUCCUGGCCCCUUGGGCGAGGGCAAGGACAAGAAACUCCAUGAGGUGGACCCUGCGGGCCGUUGGCUCCGUGGGGGACGGGGGGCAGGGAGGAAGAGCUUGACCUUUCUCCUUGGGCUCCCAGCAGUGAUUCCAAAAGGAACUCCCCGACUUCCCCUGGUGGCGCUGGGUUCUCUCCUCCUGCCCCCCCUCCCCACCCCCCAUCGGUGUGGGCUUUAGCCACCGCCCCCAUCGAGAAGGCCGGGCAUCUGCCCACUGUCUUCCUCCCUCUUCCACCAUCCCCCCACCACGGCCUCUCCCUCUGCAAGCCUUUUGGGCCAAAGUAGCGGUCGCUGCCCCUUGCUCGCAAAGGCCCGGAGCCUCUCGGGGCAGCGGGUUGGGGGGGCUCCUCCCCCCUGCUCUUUUUCUGUGUAAUUCCCUCCCUGCCCUUUUUGUAUGAUUAUUAUUUUCAGGUAGAGUAGCUCUUUGUACAUAAAGAAGACUCGCGCCCUUCGCCGUCUGCUCCACGAGAAGUCAGGGCCUCCUAGUUUUGUACGUAGGUAGGAUUGCCACGGCUCCCCCAGAAAGCAGCUCUCUCUAUUUUGGUCUCUGUGAUAUUUUCAAGGUGCCGGGACAGGAGCAAGCCGACAAGCUGAGAGAUUAUCUAUCUAUCUAUCUAUAUAUAUAUAUGAGAUAAUAUAGAUUGUACUGAAAUCA